GCGCACGCAGCUUGACUGACUCAACAGCAAGGUGGACUUUCUUUGUGUUUAAAGAAGCAAACAAUGUCUCCGUGUCUGUAGAGAUGAUUUGCAGUUCAGCCCGGCUGAAGCUGACCGAAUGAGACUAUGGGCUGUGCCUCUGCCAAGCAUGUUGCCACUGUUCAAAAUGAAGAGGAAGCCCAGAAAGGGAAAAACUACCAGAAUGGAGAUGUGUUUGGCGAUGAGUAUAGGAUCAAACCAGUGGAAGAGGUCAAAUACAUGAAAAAUGGGGCUGAAGAGGAGCAGAAAAUAGCAGCCAGGAACCAAGAAAACUUGGAAAAAAAUGCCAGCUCAAAUGUAAGACUUAAAACUAAUAAAGAGAUUCCUGGAUUAGUUCAUCAAUCCAGAGCAAACAUGCACAUCUCUGAAAGCCAACAAGAAUUCUUCAGAAUGCUGGAUGAAAAAAUCGAGAAGGGUCGGGAUUACUGUUCGGAAGAAGAGGAUAUCACAUAGCACCAAUUCUAUCACUCAGACCAGGAGCUACUACUGUGUAAAUAGGUUACACCCCAGUUGCAAUCUUUGCAAAGGUCGGUUCUCUUCAAUGAACAGCACUAUAGCAACAGAAGAUCGUUCCAUAUCGUAUGCCCCAUUAAAUUACAGUGUUUCAUAAUGAACUUGCAAAGGAAUAUUGCUAAAACAAACAAAAAACUGUUAUAUCGAACUUUCUUUGUUGCUGCUAGUUAAACUUGUUGCAACUUUUCACUUCUCUUGUGUCCAGGUAUGCAGCAAAAUUCUGCAGUUUCACCUUAAAGAUACUAUUGAUUUUACAGAUGCUCUUCAACCUAUUUUCUAUAAGAUGAAGUAGUGGUGAACUCAUAUCAAACUUCUAGGCCAGUCCUGCUUCUAAGUCAAGCAUUUCCUUCCCUCUUUCCUCCAUAUCUCUCCCAAGCCAUCCAGAGACAGCCUGGGCCUUGCUUGUCGCUGGCAAUGUUGAGCUUUGGAAAUGAGGUGGUGGUUUUGGCCAGCCUUGUUCCUCUGCUCUGAAGAAGUAGAAGAGCUAUUACCAGUUAAAAGCAUGGUGUGACCUGACUCCUGGAAGUGACGUAGGAGUGCGCAGCAGGUUGUUCCAUCUAAUAGAUACCUUAACCAAGGAUUAAGCUUGCAACAUUGGCUUUGCUCAGAUGCAGAUGGAAGUGUGAUUGCAAUCAUUUUGAAUCCCUCUUCCUCACUUUUUUUUUCUAAGAAAUAAACAUUUUACUGUUUUUAUGUA
Octodon degus (degu) is the source of this 1249-nucleotide messenger RNA. It is a transcript of the gene CUNH1orf21, whose product is annotated as chromosome unknown C1orf21 homolog. NCBI's taxonomy places the organism in Eukaryota, Metazoa, Chordata, Mammalia, Rodentia, Octodontidae. The record is from RefSeq and is a predicted model, not a curated record. The transcript is spliced from 5 exons. The coding region runs from base 127 to 492 and encodes 121 amino acids.